This is a messenger RNA of Lymnaea stagnalis (great pond snail), 10620 nucleotides long. NCBI's taxonomy places the organism in Eukaryota, Metazoa, Mollusca, Gastropoda, Lymnaeidae. The record is from the annotation of a GenBank genome assembly.
AAAAAAUUAUUUAUUCCUGGUCCAAUGCCACAAUACAAGCUCAUAUUGUAAAGUGCAGGUAAUGUUAGUAAAAAUUAAUAAAAUAAAGUGAUUUAAUACUUUUUUAAAAAUAAUUAUAAAUAAAUAAUACAUUUUGUCCAAUUAAUUGUUUUCUUUAAUAUUUUUAAUUUUUGCCUACUGGGUCACUGAAGUUGUGGGCAUUUUUUGGGGAAGAAUUUGAUUAUAGUUUAAUCUACCAAUUUUUUUCUUAUGCGUCUCUAAAUUUUAUAAAUUAAAAAAAAAAUUUACCACCACACAUGCCGUGACAUGCCGUGACAUGCCAUGGCAGCAGGGCCGGCCCUAUGCGAAACGGAUUGCGGGGGGCCCAGUCUGGGCCGCACAGGUUGCAGUGGCCUAAGGCCGGCCCUGAAUGGCAGCCUGCAAUGUUUCUCUUAAACUUAAAAAUGUAAUAAAAAUAAGCUAAGAAAUAGUGUUAUUUUUUAAAAUUCCAUUCCUGUUAAUUUGAUAUUAAUUAGCAGUUUAUUAAUUUUUCAUUGAAUACAAAUUGUAUAAAAUAAAAAGGUACCAAUAAAAAUAUGUUAAAUAUUUAUAUGAAGGCACAUAUUUAAAAGCUUGCCUUUCUUAAAAAAUAAUGGGAUUUGCAUUUUAUUGGUCUCAUAUUCAUUUAUCUAUUGAAGGAGGUCAGGGUGUAUUUAUAGUUUUCACUUUAUUAUAUUGGUGGUGGGUGAUAAGGUUUUAAAAUAUCAAUCUUCUAUUUAGCUCAAGUCUGUUACCUUCUCAAACAACAUGGCUGCUCAGACCAGAGAUACUAUAACUAAUGGACAGCCAACUUCCAUUUUUUUCUGGUUUAAAAUAAGAUGACAUGCACCAAAGAUACUUGCAAUGAUUCCAGAGUCCAUUAGAACAUGAUGUUUCUCAAAAAUAUAUUUAAUACAAUAAGAUCAAUUUUUUUUCAGACCACAAGGGUUAGACUAGAGAUUUUUUUUUUAAAAUGUCAAAAAUAUGUAUCAGAAGAAAAGCUUCUUACUAUCUGUCAAACACAUAGUAUUCACAAUGGUAAAGAAAAAAGUUAAAUAAUUUGCAGUCCUUUAGUUAUAUGAUCUCUGCUCAUAUUUGACUUUAAAAUUGCCUCAUAUGUAUGUUCUAUAUUAUGAAAGCUAUUAUCUUCAAUAAGUUCUGUGUAGCAUUUAAAAUAUAUUUUAAGGAUUGGCUUACCAUAUAAAAUCAAAAUGCAUGCAAACUGCAAUAAAUUAUUAUAUAAUGCACCACAUCGAAUAACUUUCUAACGUAAUUUUUACACUGUGAAUUUUUAAGGCUAAAUAGUAAUUAUUCUACUAUAUAAAGUUGGUUUUUUGGAAGAAAAUUUUAUUUCAAAAUAAUUUUUAAAAAGACUAUUAAUGGGACCAACAUGUUCUAAAUUCACUCAUCUUCUCUGUCUGCACAUGAACACAGCAUGGAGGGAAUAUUGACAAGGACUAAAUAUUUUUUGAAAUGCUUUUUUGCUUAAUACUUUUGUUUUGUAACUGAAAACGUAUCCUCUUUUGAUGUUUUCAUCUUAAUUUUACUUCAAAAGGGAGGUGAUUUUUACAGAACCUGAUGUAAUAUGCUGUCCUUCUUGUUACUCAGACAACAGCUUCAGUGUCAUAAUGAAGGUAUUUAUAUGGAUUAACUCAGCGGUCCUCAAAGUGCGCAGUAUCCCAGGGAAUGUUGAAAAUUUUGGUGGUGCCUAAGAAUUUAUCUUGCACGACUUUUUAAAUUAAAAUUAUAUUUUUACAAAAACAAUGAUAUACUGUUUUUAUUGAUAGCAACAAAUUUAGAGUGCAGCAUAAGCAUCAGACUGAGAUUGCACAAUUUAUUUUCACAUACAAAGAAAAGACCUUUAAUCUAAAUUCAAAUCAGAAGCAUUGGCCAUUACCAAAGAUAGAUUUACACUUUAAGUAGUAAAUGGACUUCAGAAAUGUGCAGAAGAACCAAAUAAGUUUUGCAAUAUCUCUCCUAGUCCAUACUUUGUUAGGCAUUUUGCCAUAGGUUGCACUAGCUUAUAGUAAGAAGGUAAACCUCAUCUAUGGGUGCGCUUUGAUAAAAUUGCUUCCAAGGUAAGAGGAGCUAUUUACCAUAUGCCUUUCAUCAUAUACUCAAAUGUUGGAAUCAAUGUAAGGUUUUCGAGGAGCUGGCUGGCAUGGGACCUCAGUCUUUUUAAUGUAAAGUUUAUGUCUGCAUUUGAGAAAUUAGCAACACUGCGUUGCAUAUAUAUAUGCUUCUGAUCCAAGGGUUUAGGGCAAAGUCAUCAAUAUACAGGAAGUCUCUGAUGAUGUCUGUCAGUACCUUGGAUUUUGCAUGUAGCAAUCUCCUGAGAUUGAAUAGCUUACCAUCAGUUCGAAUUAUGAGACCUAUUCCAAAAUCUCCCUGUCUGAAGGAAUCAGUCAGUAUGGUGGAAAACAUAAGGUUAAAAAGUGUUGGAGCCAGGACACAGCCUUGUUUGAUGCAAUUUGCCACAGGGAAUGGUUUAGACAUCUCCCCAUUUUCAUGAACCCAAGCCUGCAUACCAUCAAUUACUGUAACAUGGAUAUGACCUUUCUCUGGGGCAUCCAUAUUUGGCCAUGUUCUUCCAAAGACCUUCUUUACCAAAGUGUCAAUAGCCUUUUUCAGGUCUGCAUAGGUGGAGAAAAGGUCUUAGUUUGUACUUUUUGUAACAUAUGAAAAUUGGAUCAAUUGUUGUUAUUGCAAAAUAGCCAGAAACAGCAUGAUACCAUCAGGUUGUCAAUAUUUAUUGUUGCUUCAACAAAAAAUAUAUUCUGUUUAGUAACACUAUUGUAAUCGAUUAAGAACUGCAGAGACUAGUUGCUAUUAUAGGUUGUUGCCAAUGGACAAAAAAUAUCAAAUAUCUGAACCAAUCAUUGUGUCCUGUAAUGCCUAAAUCUGGUUGUAAAAUCAUCUGAUUAAACACCCUCAUUCAGUGGUCGAUUGGGGGGGGGGGGGGGAGUAUGGAGAUGGGAAACUCACCCCAUCAAAUAUCUGAACCUAUCAUUGUGUCCUGUAAUGCCUAAAUCUGGUUGUAAAAUCAUCUGAUUAAACACCCUCAUUCAGUGGUCGAUUGGGGGGGGGGGGAGUAUGGAGUAUGGAAACUCACCCCCGAACACAAAUAAUACAUAUUUAUUUGUCUUAGCAAAAUAAAAAGUUCAGGGAGGCUGUUCAGGACUAAAACCCUACUCUUAUUGUUACUGCAGUUAAUUAAAUUUAUGUACACUCUUUUAAUAAAGAACUAUUCUGUUUUGAGAGUAAGGAAUAAUUUGUACGCUAUCUGUUUGAUACUGAGGGUCUUUGGCAUCAAAAGGCAAGGGAUGAUUAACUUUUACAAGCUAUUUGAUAAGGUUGGGGAGCGUUGUUAAAAACACAAAUGCUUCUUUUGGUAAUGACCUAAAAGAAAUCAUGCAUGGGAUUGCUUUUGUAUUAGACAUAUUUAAUUAAACUUAGGUCAAUAAAAUAGAAUUUGCAGAAGCAGGGUAAUGAAAGUCAAUCUAAUUAAAACUAGAUCUUUCUUCCAUAAUUUGGUACCAAAAAAACCCUCCAUUAAAGUGCAAUGCUAGCCAUAUUGACUGUUAGAUUAACUAAAGAAGUUUCCUAAAAAUUAUCGAUCUUAAAAAAGCUGAUGAAUCAAUGGAUAAAAAUUAAAAAUUACUCUAAUACAUGUUAUAUUUGUACAUUUAUUGUGUAGCUACAUUGUCAUGCAAACCAUUAUACUAAGAAUGCUUGUCAUAACAUAAUUAUUAUAAUGAGAUAAGAAAUAGGGCGCUCACAGAUUCUUAAUGACACCAUGUGGGUGGUGGACGGAAAAAGUUUAAGAACCACUGUAUUAAAAUUGUAUUUAAAAUAAAUAAUGGAAUUCUUUACUUGCGUUUAUUUAAUUAAUGCAUUUAUUGAUUCCAUUAAUGAAUUUUUUAGGCUUAUCUGCUCAAUUAUCUUUGAAUAACAGUUGUAAAAAUAAAAAUAAGUAUGACCUGUUAAUAUAUUUUCAUUUUUGUUUUUCAUCUAAUGAUCUUUAAGAGAUAUUUUAUUUUACCCUCCAGCAAAGCUUCUUUAAAACAGGCAAACUUCAGUCAAGAUUACAGAAGCAAGGGAUUCAGGUAAAUUCUUUUAUUAAUAGAAAAUUAGUUUUCUACCUAAAUUUAUAGUGGAUGACUGUUAUUCUCAAAAAUUUUACAUCAGAGGACCACAUUUUCAAAUCACAGUUAACACUCUUCAUCUAAAAGCAUAAUAAUUUAAAUUUAAAAUCUUUACAUGCUGACGAUGAAGUAAUUGAAUAAUUAUCAGUUGUACAAGUUGUUUUUCUGUGCAGCAUAACCAUAAAAAUUUAUGGAUUUUGAAAUAAGAGCAAACUGUUUGUCCUCAAAUUUAUUUGUCGCAAUGACAUCAAAAUAGUAAAUGGAAACUUAUGACAAGUCUCAAAUAACAAAUAUUUAGUGCUAAAAAAUUUAAUUUUAUAAUUGUUAUUUUAAUUUAAAAUAAUUUAUUCCCCUACAUUUAAACUUUUUUUCUCUACAGAUCAGCAAACCUUUUAGAGUUAAUUUCCCUUUAUACCAGUCCUGCCUCAAGUAUACAUUAAUUGCAAGAUUAGCACCAACUUGGAACAAAGCUGGAGAAUGGUUCAUCCAAGGUUUCUUUGUAAAAUGAUUUGCUUUAAAAAGAAUAAAUGUUUGUUUCUAAUUAUUAUACACUCUUCUGCUAAAUAUGAUAAGUUCAUUAACUGCUAAAUUUGGCAGCAAUAGAGUAUGAAUUAAAUAUUUGGUGUAUUUCUAACAUAACAUCUUUAUCAAUAUUUAGAUAUAUUGACGUUUGAUUGAAACGUGUAUUUUGUAAAACAAAUUGAAUUAGUGGUAUGAUUUUUCAAAGGUAAUUUUAUCUCUUUUGAAGGUAGUUAAUUAGUUUAAAUUUUAAUGCAUGUAGGUCUAUAAAUAAUUCAGUUAAAAGCUGCUAAUUAGGCAUUUGCUUAUACUUAUAUCAAUUUAUUUUUUCCGUUUUUUUCCAUCAUAUGCAAAAAAAAAUGAAAUCCCUUAGUGAAAAUAAUGUCUUAUUAGUGAUCUUUUAGAUUUGGUAACUGCUGAGGAAGCACUCUGGCAUAUUCUUAAAAGACUGGGAACAAAAUAAUUUUUAUAUCUUUCUGUCCUAACUUUAAGAAAAGGAAUUCGCUCUGAUCAAGCUUAUCUUAGGUACCUGUGAUGAAGAAUAUGGGUUUUAUCAUCCAAAACGAUAUUGGUUUUACAACAGCAUUUUUCUUCAAAUAGUUCUUCAAGUGAAAAAUGUUUAGUUUGUGUUAUAUAUAUAUAUUAGCUUUCUUGAUGUGUCUAUUUAAUCGGUGUUUGAUGUCAGGCAAUGAAUUCCCACACCAGCAGGUAAUACUGAAGCUUAGUUCACUGUAGAAUAAGGUAAUAACUUGUUUGUUUACACCGCAAUUGUACAGUUUUUUUUAAGGUAGAAAAAGUCUUUGGUUAACUUUUUUUUUAACAGAAUUCAGCAGUGUUCUUGCCAUAUUAAUGGUGACACCUAGGUACUUAUAUGUCUCUACUUGCUCUAUACUGUGUGUUUGUGAGAUCUGCAAUCGGGUGAAUCCCCCUCCGGAAAUUGACAACCAUUUCUAUCAUUUUUGAGACAUUCAACUUAAGAAAAUUUUCAUAGCAGAAACUGAGAAAGCCUGCAACUAUGUUUCAGUAUAAGCUUUCCCCUUCAGAUAUUAAGCCAAAGAUGGUGGUAUCAUCUGCAAAUUUAAUGAUUGGAACAGUGUUGCUUAGGCUCUGGACAUCAUUGGUAUAUAUUGUAUUAUUUGUAUACAGGGUAGGGGAGAGAAAAUAACCUUGUGGCACCCCAGUACUUAUUUCUCAAGUUAAUAUUUGGUCGUUCACUUUGACAUAAAGUGGGCAAUUGGUUAAAAAGUUCUGUAUCCAUGCUUGAAUAUUUGAAUUUACAUCUAAUGAAGAGAGCUUUUUAAUCAUAAGCUAAGGUUGGACAGUGUUAAAUGCUGUGAGAGGUCUAAAAAAAGCACCCUAGCAUAUUUUUAGGGCUGUCUAGAUGAUUCUAAAGUCUUUCAAAUAAUAGUAAGAUGGCAUCCUUGAUACAUCUGGAAGAUUUAUAAGCAAAUCGGUGAGGGUCAAGUUUUUCUGUACGUCAUUUAAAAUUUGUCUGAGGAUAAGUUUCUCAAAACAUUUCAUUACAAUAGAGGUAAGUGCAACAGGACAUUGGUCGUUAUUGCAAGUGACUUUAUUUUUCUUUAGAGUUAAUAUAAUUUCUGAAGAUUUCCACACCUUUUGUAUGGAAUGAGUUUUAUAGGAUUGAUUAAAUAUGUAACAAAAAAAUGUAGGCCAGCUGUUCUGAGUAGAGUUUAACAAGCCAUCCACUUCAUUUGUCUGUCCCUGAGGCCUUGGCUACAUUCACUUGUUUAAAUAUUGACAUCAUGUCCUUUUCAGUGAACAAUAUUUGAUCAUCCUGUGUAAUACUGCUAUUGCUAAAUUUUAAAUUAAGGUCACAUAUAAGACUUGAUUCUAGCAGUCGACAUGAAAGCCUACACCCUAAAAUUCAUUCUCUGCUGCAAUUUUUGAAAGCUGAAUUCAUUGUGUAGGAUUGAGAGGUGUACUGAGGACUAAUAGUAAUAUGUGAAAAAAAACUAAAAUGUGCCCCUAUCAAGCUUGGGAAACCUAUUUUUAUAUAAAUAAGAUUUACCAUAUACCAGUAAAGACAAGUAACCAGAUUCGAUUGCAGUAUUUUAACUUAUUCAGUACAUGUAAACUAACUUGUAGGCUAAAACGAAAUUGUUUUUAAAAAGGGAUACCAUAUACAAAGUCUUUUUCUAUCUCGCCAUUUUAGAGCCACCCCUUUAAGUAAUUCCCUCAACAUGUGCCGUAUCUUGCCACACCUUCAGUAAGCUACUCGUCUGAUUUUAAAAGUACAUAUCUUAUGAGUAUUUUUUUAACUACUAAUUGAUUUUUUUUCAACUGCACAGGCAGAGACUUUUUAGUCCAUGAUGGUUACAGUAAUGCUAUAAGUAAGUAUUUAAAUUUGUGUGCACUUUUAUAACCCUCAAAGAAAAUUAUUAAAAUAAUUUUUGUUGGAUUUUAAAAUUUAAUUAAAAUUGAACAUUCUUUUAUCCUAGAGAUGGAUCUUUGCGUAAAUAAAGAUGAACUCUUAGUAUCCUUAACUGGGACAGCUAUACGAUUUCCUCCUUUACAAGUAUGUUUACUUCUUAAGUUUAAACAAAUGUGUAUUAAAAAUAAAAAUGCAUAAUUUUAUUCCUUAUUCGAAUCUGAAACUUUUAUACCACUCAUUAAUGAAUUUGUAUUAUAUUGUUUCUAAUUCUAAAAUGGAACCCUUUGUUUUCAAGAUUGAGGAUUUGAACCUAAGCAAACAAGAAAUGAUGAAUAUUUUAAAAGCUACUGAAGGAGAAACUGAUUUUGCAGGAUGCUUUUGCCAUGUUUUACCAAGGUAUGAGUAUGUGUCAAAGUAUAAAUGUAUAUUUUACAAGAAGCCCUGUUUGAACACGGAAAGUGCGAUUAAACCCAAAUUUUUUUUUAAAAGUGCAAUUUUUUUAGUUAUACAACUGUUUAUGUGCAAUUAUUAGACAACUUACAAAUUAUUUGUCAUAGCUAGUCAACAAAAGUUAUUGUAAUAAUGUGAAUAGCAUGAAUCGAGGACGAAUUUCAUCAGUGUCUCUGACCAUUUCAAGAUCAAGUCCAUUUUCAUCAUAUAAAGAUCUAAAGCGACAUUGGAAAAACAUGGUGACUAUUUGGCAUUCUUUUCAAUUAGUUUCCACUUCUUUUAUAUAUUGAAUUGUUUCAGUUUACUUGUUUUAUGUAUAGGCCUACCAGUACCAAGAAAUGCCCUUUUAAACAAAUUGUAAUUCCUAAAAAUAGAUGCAUCAGCAUUUUGUUUAAACUACUCCAAUAAUCCUAGAUUUUUUAGAUUUACAUUAGGGUUUGGGAAUCAGAACUUAAUCUGUGUAAGAACCCUUUUCAAGUUUCAAAUCGUUCAAAUUCCAUGACAAUUUAUAUCCUUUUAGAAAUAAUAGAAACUUGAUCAUCAGUUCCCGAGUCCCACAAACACUAUGGAUCCCAGUACUUUUCUUUAAGUUGUCUAACCACCCCUACUGGCUUUAAACUCCUUCUUCGAGCAUUAGUAUCAGGCAUGCCUUUUACUAAAUCAUCGUGGACAACCUUGGCUUUCUCACAAAUUAACAUCUUAGAAAUAAGAUCCCCAGUCAGCUGUUUUUUAUUAAACCAUUGCAUCCAUACUUUUCGAUCUGCUUGAGUUCAGUAUUGUAACCCCUUUCACCAAAUCAGCUGCUUUGAUGGCUUUUUUAUUUUUCAAAAUCGUUCAAAAAUUCAACUUAGGCAUCCCGAACAUAGUAACAAGAUCAGCAACAUGUGUACCGCUUUCAUCCUUAGCGAUAAGAUAUUUCUUAACUUCAAUUGUAGCUCUUACAGCUGUCUUCUAACUCUUAUUAUUUUUCUCACUUCAUUUCUUAGAAACCCAUGGCGAAGACACUAAGUUUUUGUUAUGUAAAAGCAUAAAAUUAGUAGUAAAAAUCACACAAGAUGCUUUCUCUACAGCAUCCAACUACAUCCCUAGCACUGGGGAAAUGUAUGUACAAUAAACACAAAAAUUGCAGGGCAUUUGAAGGCCGAAGUAGCUUCAGAUUUUGAACGUAAAUUUGUUACAAAUAUUGGUUUGGAUUCCAAGUUGUUUAAGUUCUAGGGAGCUUGGUUUCUGAGGCCCUACUGUAAUUUAGAAGCUAAUUAUGUUAAUAAAGAAUUCAUAAUUAUGCUCAAUGUUUAACCUAAAUUUCAAAUGUUUAACUAGUAAUAAAUAUAUGUUUAUUGCAUUUUAACACUAAGACAUGAUGGUUGCGGAUAUAAAAUAAUAAUUCAAAUAUAAUCUGAAAGAAGAUUAACUAGAUUAUUGCUACAUGUGUAUGUCACAACUAUUUUAAAUAUUUUUGCAUUGUUUUUAUUUUUUAAGUCUACACGAUUUCCCCGUGCGUGAACUUGGCUUUGACCUAAAUUAGAUCCCUAGCAGACGGUAGCGUUUGUUGUGGGCGUGGUUUAAAUUCUCUUUGAUGUAUCUUGUUUACAACUGACGGCCAAUUACACAUUGGUUAGUAUGCCUACUAGUGUCUUAUCGAAGGUUCUCGAUUUGUUCUGGAAAAGUAAAGGCGUCUGUAGACCCACAUAUAUAAAUGAUUGACAGGCACAGAGGGUCGGAGAUUCAGAUGGAGAUUCAGAUCAGAUAUUAUUAACUUUACGAGGCGUGUAUUAUUCUUUGUGUAUUUGUGUGCCCAUAUGUGUUUAUUUCGCAUUUCAUCAUUAUUCAUUGGCACAUUAUACUAACUGUGUUAACUGUGUACCUGUACAAGAUCUACCAUACUGUAAGUUGAUGAUUUAUAAUUAUAUUUCUUUUGUUUUGUUAUUGUAUUAAUACUUAAUAAAUCUUAUUAAUUGUGGCUAGCAACUGUUUUGGGUGUCGUAUCUUUAAUAUUGUUGACUCUAUGGUAUCGUCCUUUGUUAGGCACUGUUUACAACGAGCCAAUAAAAUUAAAAAAGGAGAUUAAUUUCUCAUAUUAGAAGCCAGUGCUUAACAAUUGGGUUGAUCCUCCGGGAUAUAGCGGACUCCAUAUUAUUAUUUCUCUCAAGUACCCAAUUUUAACAAUUGGCGUAGCUCGUCCGCUAUAACCGAAUCCAUAUUUUAUUCUCAUUGGUCCCCAAUUUUAACAGUAUGUUUUCUUUUCCCAUGACUAUAUGCAUAGCACAUCAAAAUUAAUUAUUUCCCUAAUUUAUUGUGAACUGUGGUUAUUUUUGGAAAUUCUAGUAUGGUUACAGACUCCCUGAGACAGAUGAAGAUGUUUUGUACUGUCAAGUAGGAUUCCUCACAUCAAGUUGUGGAAAGCAAUUUAUGUAUACUUAAUAGAAUUUCUGUGACAAGAUUGAGUGUAAGCUGUAUAUUAUAUUUUGGUAUAAAUUAUAAUGCAAGAAAGGAAUACUCCAUCAAAAAUGAAACUUAACUCAUCACAAGAUAUCCAAAUAUAUGUCUAAGAUCAGGCCCUCUACAAGUUAUUCCAAGAGUGGACCCAAAACCAAUUCUAACCAUCUUUCUGCAAGACAUCCAUAGCAGAAUGACAUCAGUUUGUGGUACAUCUCUCAGGUUUCAACCUAAGAUUCGCUUUGCUGCACUAUCUUUACAUCGUGCAGGACAGGUCAUUAUAUGUUUUAACUUUCAACAAAUUGUAUGGGAUUUAUUUUAAUGUAUAGUAAGUGCUUUAACUUCACUAAAUAUGAGACAAAGAAAUAGUAAUACAGUCAUGCAUUUCUGUGACAAAGCUGUUAAAAUGAUCCACUUUUUUUCUUCUUCUAGACAUGUGUCAAAAAUGGCAUCAGCCUAGCAAGCAAACCUCAAAACAAAGUCACUAGUAAUUUUCGGAAUGUCAAAAACAUGCUUUUAGUUAACCGUGGUUCUGAGAGUGAUAAGAAAACUAUGCAAGAGAGACUUUGUGGAAGUAAAAGCUUUUCCAUGGAAAGUCCAAUAAACCAAACAACAGUUUUAUUGAAUUACAUGUGGGAAAAACAAGAAAAGUCCUUUUCA